GGAAAAACAAACUGAAACAUGGGAGGAAGAUGAGAAAAGAGGAAGGAAUUUGUGUUUUUGGCAUGGACUCCGGCCUGAGCUGUUCCUUCGACUCACUCCCUUCCCUUUUCUCUUCCUUUGUUUUGUGAACUUUCCCUCAUUCUGGUCCACAUCUGGACGGGCUCUGCUGGUUAUGGGACUGUUGGUGUAAGGACUGGACGUCACAUUCACUGCAUUUGGACAAACACUGUUGAGGUGGAGGACGUUCCCUGUGGACAUGGCCCUGGUCAGCCCUUCCAUCCUUUACACCCUGGGGGUUCUUCUGUUGGUUCUGUCCUGGGCGCAGUGCCAGGUACUUCUUAAACCAGAUGAGGAGGAGGUGGAGCUGAUAACAGAGUCCCCACAUGUCCCCACAGUGCUGGUCAAGUCCUCUGAAUGUCCGUCUGAGUGCAGCUGUUCUUCAGAGGGAAACGUGGACUGUGCUGGAGUCGACCUGACCGCUUUUCCCAGAGGACUGUCUGACAGGAUCCGCCAGCUGUCUCUACAGAACAACAAAAUUGAGGAAAUAACAGUUGAUCACAUUUCACACCUGCAUCAACUGGAGACUCUGAACCUUCAGAACAACUGGCUGACGACAGACGGCCUUGAGGAUGAAGGCUUUGAAAUGCUUGAACAGCUGUCUUACUUAUAUUUGGCAAAUAACCAGCUCACCUCAGCACCGAAGGCCCUUCCAUCCUCUUUAGUUAGUGCUGAUUUUGCAGCUAAUCAGUUAACAAGAAUCUAUCCAUAUACUUUUGGCUAUAAACCUAAACUAAGGUCUGUGUAUCUCCAUAACAACAAGUUGACUGAUGCAGGACUUCCUGACCACAUGUUCAAUGGUUCGGAGAGCCUGGAGAUUCUCACCAUGUCAAGCAACUUCCUGCGGGUUGUCCCCAGAAACCUGCCGCCCACGCUUCACCGUCUUCACCUGAAGAGUAACAAGUUGGAGAAAAUUCCAGCAGGGGCCUUUGACAACUUGUCAAACCUCAGGGAAUUACAUCUUCAGGACAAUCUCCUCAGCAAUGAAGGCAUGGACAAUGAGACUUUCAGUCAGCUGACCAGUCUGGAGUAUCUGGACCUGUCCAACAACAACCUCAGUGUGGUUCCCAAGGGUCUGCCUCGGAACCUCCUGCUGCUGCACCUGGAGAAGAACUGCAUCCGCAGUAUUCCUGGAGAUGCCCUCAUCUCUGUCCGAAACCUGGAGUACCUCCUCCUCCACAACAACCAGCUGCGGUCGCGGGCCAUCCACCCAGCUGCCUUCCAGGGUCUGAAGAAGCUGCACACCCUCCACAUGUAUAAUAAUCUGCUGGAGCGAGUUCCCAGGGGCCUGCCACGGCGAGCCAAGACCCUGAUGCUCCUCCACAACUCCAUAUCGGAGAUCGGCCGCAAUGACCUGGCUUUACUUUACACCCUGACCGAACUGAACCUGAGCUACAACCAGCUGAGCAACGCCAGGAUCCACCGGGACGCCUUCAGGAAGCUGCGUGUGCUGGAAACCCUGGACCUGUCAGGGAACUACUUGCAAUCGCUGCCUCAAGGUCUGCCUCGAAGUCUGCAAGUACUGGAAAUCAAGAACAACCAGCUGAACUCCAUAUCUGAUGGUUCACUGACGGGCAUGGGGAAACUACGUAGCAUAAUCCUGAGCAACAACCAGCUGAAACUCAACUCCAUCUACCAGGGAGCAUGGAUGGAGCUGAGCGCACUGACAACAUUAGACCUGUCUGGAAACCAACUGUCCCAUAUUCCCUCAGAUCUGCCCGAGUCUCUGGAGUAUCUGUAUCUCCAGAGGAAUCGCAUCUCCAGUGUUGCCGCUUCAGCGUUUGAAGGAACCCCCAACAUUAAAGGCAUCUUUCUACGGUUUAAUCGUCUUUCUGUGGAUUCUGUGGAUGAAAGCUCCUUCUCACAUCUGUCCAACCUACAAGUCCUAGACUUGGGCACAGGAAACACCGACCUGCCUCUGAAAACAGAUGACCUGGAGGACGAUAAGAAGAUGGAGGAGGAGCAGGAAACGUAAGAAGAGCUCCGUUCCAGAUUCUGGGAUCCUCGUAUAAAACCAGUGUAACCUUGUCCUGUCUCAGAUAAUGCUGGGUCUAUAUCGUGCACAUAUCUACGCUGUGUGAGUCUUUCCUUGGUUUCUGUCAUGUUUUCUGAUUCCAUGUUCCUUUAAGCUCAUGUUUUUACUCAUAUGAACCAAAGCCCACAGAUGUCAAACUGCUCCACAACAGAGACUGAACACCUUCAUGUACAGAUGGACUCAUGGAAAGAACAGGUGAUGAGUCUGGGGCUGAUCUGGAGGAACAGGCACAUGGCAGGUUUACCACGCCUCGUACAUGGGCUCAGAUGGACGCCAUGACCCAACCCUGCAGGCUCCUUUAGGCUUAGUUACCAUAGUUACCAGAGAUAGUUACCAUAGUUAGCAUAGAUAGUUACCUUAGUUAGUUUCCUUACAUAGUUAAUACAGUUAGUUACCUUAGAUAGUUACCAUAGUAAGUUAAUAUAAUUAGUUACCAUAGAUAGUUACUAUAGAUAGUUAACAUAGUUAGUUACCUUAGAUUGUUACCAUAGUUAGUUACCAUAGGUGGUUAACUUAGUUACCUUAGAUAGUUACCAUAAGUAGUUACCAUAGUUAGUUAAUAUAGUUUGUUACCAUAGAUAGUUACCAUAGUAUGUUACCAUAGUUAGUUACCAUACAUCGUUAAUAUAGUUAGUUACCAUAGUUACCAUAGUUAUUAUAGAUAGUUAAUAAGUUAAUUACUAUAGAUAGUUAACAUAGUUAGUUACCAUAGAUAGUUAACAUAGUUACCAUAGUAAGUUACAAUAGUUAGUUAAUAUAGUUAGUUACCAUAGAUAGUUACCAUAGAUAGUUACUAUAGGUUGUUACCAUAGUUAGUUAACAUAGUUACCAUAGUUAGUUACCAUAAGUAGUUAUCAUUGGUAGUUACCAUAGAUAAUUAUCAUGGUUAACUACCAUAGAUCGUUACCAUAGUUAGUUACUAGGCCUGUAAUGGUACUUAAAAUUUUCGGUUCAGUACGUUUUUGGUUUUGAAAGCCACAGUUCGUUUUUUUUU
This is a messenger RNA of Sphaeramia orbicularis (orbiculate cardinalfish), 3086 nucleotides long. RefSeq names its product podocan (gene podn). The transcript is spliced from 11 exons. The record is from RefSeq and is a predicted model, not a curated record. The coding region runs from base 257 to 2032 and encodes 591 amino acids. Gene Ontology annotation, molecular function: protein binding. Lineage: Eukaryota; Metazoa; Chordata; Actinopteri; Kurtiformes; Apogonidae.